Messenger RNA from Penicillium manginii, 690 nucleotides. RefSeq lists its product as uncharacterized. The transcript is spliced from 6 exons. Bases 1 to 690 code for a protein of 229 amino acids. The record is from RefSeq and is a predicted model, not a curated record. NCBI's taxonomy places the organism in Eukaryota, Fungi, Ascomycota, Eurotiomycetes, Eurotiales, Aspergillaceae. Gene Ontology annotation, molecular function: hydrolase activity.
AUGAAGCUUGUCGCACCAUCCCCCCCAGUCGUUGCCCAGGUGUGUAUUUCUAAAGGCCAAUACGAGACCAUUGCGGGUAUCAACACCUAUGUUACUGGCAAGAGGGAUGGCCGCGUCGGGAUUGGCGCUGAUUUGCUAGCUGCACGGCUGAACGCUGUGGUGUUGGUACCCGACUGUUUUAAGGGCGAUGCACUCGAAGCGCAUAUAAUCCCUGCCGACACUGACGAGAAAAAGAAGCGAAUUGGCAGCCUCUUGGCCACCAGUGCGAAUGUUGAGCGCAAUUUGGGCGUUCUGCUCGCCGCCGUUCCGGAGUGUCGCGUGCGGUUCCCCUCUGUCAACAAAUGGGGUGCCAAUGGUCUCUGCUGGGGAGGAAAGAUGACGAUCCUGGCGUCAGGUUUCAACUCCCCGUUCGCCGCCUCGAGUCAGUGCCAUCCCGGCUUGUUGGAUGCAGCUGAUGCCCAGUCGGUCGUCAUUCCUCAUCUCGUACUCGCAUCGAAAGAUGAGGAACUCGAAACGGUUGCAGCAUAUCAACUGCUUGUGGUCCCGAAGGGCGGCGCUGUUGAGACUUAUUCCACGAUGUGGCGCGGGUGGAUGGGAUCCCAGACAGAUCUUGAGAAAGAGGGGAGUCGUGCGGAGUAUGUACGCGGAUACACACAGUUGGCCGAAUUUUUCGAGAUGCACUUUGCCUGA